Molecule: messenger RNA, 4862 nt
Organism: Sphaerodactylus townsendi
Lineage: Eukaryota; Metazoa; Chordata; Lepidosauria; Squamata; Sphaerodactylidae
Gene: USP48
Product: ubiquitin specific peptidase 48
Exons: 26
Coding region: 139-3336 (1065 amino acids)
Biological process (GO): protein deubiquitination
Cellular component (GO): cytosol; nucleus
Molecular function (GO): protein binding; cysteine-type endopeptidase activity; cysteine-type deubiquitinase activity
Source: RefSeq, a predicted model, not a curated record
CGUCAGCGCCUCCGCCUGUCUUCCCGCCUUGCGCCGAGCCGCCUGAGGGGGAGGGGCUUCCCGGCGUGACGAGAUCCGAGCGCGCCCGCUCCGCCCCUCCUUUCCGGGCUCGCUCGGCUUCCCGCCCGCCCGCCCGGGAUGGCGCCGCGGCUGCAGCUGGAGAAGGCGGCCUGGAGCUGGGCCGAGACGGUGCCGCCCGAGGAGGUCGCGCAGGAGCACAUCGAGGCGGCCUACCGCGUCGGCCUCGAGCCUUGUCAGCGCGGCGCCUGCAGGAGAAACUGUAGAGGAAACCCAAACUGCUUGGUGGGGAUCGGUGAGCAUGUUUGGCUGGGUGAAAUAGAUGAGAACACCUUUCACAAUAUUGACGAUCCAAAUUUUGAAAGGAGAAAAAAGAAUGCAUUUGUGGGCCUCACAAACCUGGGAGCCACCUGCUACGUCAACACUUUUCUGCAGAUGUGGUUCUUGAACUUGGAGCUCCGGCAGGCACUUUACUUGUGUCCUAUCACUCGCCCUGUGCCAGUGACAGCAGAGGGCAUUCCAGCAAACAAAGAUUAUGAGCCUCGGACCAUUUGCGAACACCUCCAGUACUUGUUUGCUUUGCUGCAGAACAGUAGAAGGCGUUACAUUGAUCCGUCAGGAUUUGUUAAAGCCCUGGGGUUGGACACAGGUCAGCAACAGGAUGCACAAGAAUUUUCCAAGCUAUUUAUGUCUCUGCUGGAAGAUACUUUGUCCUCACAAAAAAACCCGGAUGUGCGCAACAUCGUUCAGAAACAGUUUUGUGGAGAGUACGCCUAUGUCACAGUUUGCAAUCAGUGUGGAAGAGAAUCCAAACUCAUCUCCAAAUUUUACGAGCUUGAGUUGAACAUCCAGGGGCACAAGCAAUUAUCAGACUGCAUUACAGAAUUUUUGAAGGAAGAGAAGCUGGAAGGGGACAACCGCUAUUUCUGUGAGACUUGCCAGAGCAAGCAGAACGCCACCCGCAGAAUCCGCCUCCUCAGUCUUCCAGGCACGCUCAAUUUGCAGCUGAUGCGCUUCGUCUUUGACAGGCAAACAGGUCACAAGAAAAAACUUAACACCUAUAUAGAGUUCUCAGAACUGCUAGACAUGGUUCCCUUCAUGGAAGACAAAGCUGGAGCCUCCGAAUAUGAGCUGAGCGCCAUUCUCAUUCACCGCGGUGUCAGUGCUUAUUCCGGCCACUACAUCGCCCACGUGAAGGAUCCCCAGACUGGGGAAUGGUACAGAUUUAACGACGAGGACAUUGAGAAGAUGGAGGGCAAGAAGUUGCAGCUGGGGGCAGAGGAAGACUUAGAGCCUUCAAAAGCUCAGAUUCGAAAGCCCAAGUGUGGGAAGGGGGUUUAUCGCUCCCGGAACGCAUACAUGUUGGUGUACCGGCUGCAGACACGGGAGAAAUCACUGACGGUUGAAAUUCCAGCUUUCUUGCAAGAGCUGGUGGAGCAGGAUAACUCCAGAUUUGAGGAGUGGUGUGCUGAGAUGGCAGAGAUGCGCAAGCAGAGCGUGGCCCGGGGCAAGGUCAAGCACGAGGAGGUGAAGGAGCUCUACCAGAGGUUACCCGCUAAAGCUGGGUGUCCUUACGACUUUGUCUCUCUUGAAUGGCUGCAGCAGUGGCUGGAUGAGGCCACGCCCCCCAAGCCCAUUGAUAACACAGCCUGCUUGUGCUCCCACGGCAAGCUGCAUCCAGAUAAGGUCCCGACCGUCAAGAGGGUCUCUGAGUAUGUCGCUGACUACUUUUACCAGAGAUACGGAGGAGGGCCCAGGCUGACAGUGAAGGCGCUUUGCCGAGAGUGCGUGGUGGAGAGGUGCCGGGUGCUGCGCCUGAAGAACCAGCUCAACGAGGACUACAAAGCAGUUGCCAACUUGUUGAAAGGGCCAGUCAAGUGGUACGUGGGUCCUCGGAGCGGAACCGGCGACGUUGGCAUGCUGGUGCCUGAGGCGCCGCCCAGCUGUGAGUUCUCGUCUCCCCCCCUCUGCAGUGACGAAGGCUUCUGGGUCGGCAAAUCCUCCUUGCGGAGCUGGCGUCAGCUGGCCCUAGAGCAGCUGGACGACGCAGAGGAGGACCUGGAUCCGAGCAACGGCAACAUGAAUGGCGAUGUGAAGAGCAAAGAUGAAACCGUCACUGAAAAGCAAGAGGAAGAGGACUGGAAGUUUAACGAGGAUAUCGUCUGCUCCCAUGGCAACCUCUGCAUAUCGGAGAACGAAAGGAGGGUCGUUUCCCAAGAAGCCUGGCAGAAGCUCCACUGCUAUUUCCGGAGCGCCCCAGAGUUCCCCACCAGCCAGGAUUCCUGCGCCCAGUGCAAGGUUCUUGAGCGGGAGGGUGAGGAGAACGAGGCCCUCCACAAAAUGAUGGCCGGCGAGCAGAAGCUGUCUCUCCCCAACCUCUUCCAAGACAAGAGCAGGCCGUGCCUGAGCAGCUGGCCAGAGGAGGCCGAUGAGCUUUAUGUCGUCUCAAAGUUCUUUGUGGAAGAGUGGAGGAAGUUUGUGAGGAGGCCCACCCAGUGCAGCCCUGUCUCGUCAGUGGGGAACCGGGACCUCCUCUGUCCGCACGGGGGCCUGAUGUUCACGUUUGCUUCCAUGGCCAAAGAAGACUCUAAACUUAUAGCUCUUAUAUGGCCCAGCGAGUGGGGGAAGAUCCAGAAGCUCUUUGUGGUGGACCACACCAUCCGAGUCGUCAGGAGGCGCCCUGCAGAGGUUGGCCCAGACAGUCUGCUCUACGUCACUGAGCCAGAGCUGUGCUCCGAGUGCCGUGAAGGGCUGUUGUGCCAGCAGCAGAGGGACCUGCGGGAGUACGCCCAGGCCACCAUCUAUGUGCGCAAAGUGGUGGACAACACAAAGGUCAUGAAAGACUCUGCUCCGGAGCUCAACGUAAGCAGCUCCGAGGCAGAAGAGGAGCGGGAGGAGGCGAGGCUGGAAGGGGAUCCAGAUCCAGAUUUUAACCAGGCCAGUAGCAACCCCAAACGGCAGAAAGUGUCCCACACAAACUACGCCGCCUACCAAAAACAGGGGAUUCGGCGAAGCACGCGGCACAGGAAAGUGCGCGGAGAGAAGGCUCUGCUGGUGUCUGCAAACCAAACACUGAAAGAUCUGAAAAUCCAGAUUAUGCACGCCUUCUCGGUUGCCCCUUUCGACCAGAACUUGUCCAUCGAGGGGAUGACACUCACGGAGGACUCCGCAACUCUCGGCAGCCUUGGAGUCACCCCCGAGUCUGUUGUCUUACUCAAGGCUGAUGAACCUGUUGUGGAUUAUGCAGCAAUAGAUGACGUUAUGCAAGUGUGCAUGCCUGAAGAAGGCUUUAAAGGGACUGGUCUUCUUGGGCACUAACAGUCCAGCAAGAAGGAUUUGGACACAGUUGGGCAUUCCAGGGAAGGGGGGCCUACGUCAGACCUGCUGUCAUUCAGAGCUCCCGAAGACCGAGCCCCUCCCUCCCUCCCUCCCCCCCUGCGGAAGGGCUGCGUCACCACGGGCUGUGCUGGGAGACAGCGGACUUUUCCAGAGGGAACAUUUCAGAUUUUCUGUUUAGUCAAACCAAGGGGGAAACUUCAGUAGCUGCGAGGGAUCAGUCGUCCUUUGGCUCUUGCCCUGCUCUUUCCUUCCGGCUUGGUCCAGCAGGUGCCUCUUCUGCGAUGCCUCUCUUGGGGGUUCGUGUCUGAUCGGGUUGAGGAGUCCUGCCUUGGAACUUGCCCCACAACCAGGAGUGAAAGCCAUGACUUGCCUACAGAAGCCUUCCUUCAGAAACUGCGGCUGAGCAAGACCCACACUUUGCCUGGGUGGGUUCACUGCCAACGUGCUCAGAGGCGGCCCCGGACCUUAAUAAUCGUCUUUAUCUGCAGAGUGACUUAAUUAUGUUACUUUAAUGACCCGCUGAGGGCUGGGCGCAGGGCUUGCCGAAUGAAGCUCCGGAUGGGGGCCACUUCCUGCUUGGAGUCCGGCACCUGAGUGGAAAGGGGUGGGGGGGGUGCCCUUCACUCUUCACUUGCUGGGGUCGUUGGAGAAAGGGCUUCUUGGCUUUGUGGUGCGUGCCCACAAGGAGCAUCGUCAGCAUUUUGAAAAGGGGGCGGCCCUGUCUUGUUCUGUGAGAAGCAGUCUUUUCCUGACUGUUGUACCGUGAUCUACGUUCACUGUUCAAGCGAGGGCCGUUGGACAAGGGGAGGGGUGAACCAACCAGAUCGGCAGGGGGCAUCUUGUGAGCCUUUUUGAGGGCGUUUCCAGUUCCUUCUUCACUUUUGGGGCAUGUUGAUGAUCCAGUGGCCAGCUGCGGAGGGCCUUCUCCGGUUAAAAAAUGGAGCUGAACUCCAUUUGGUUUUUUUUUUUCUUAAUUUCGUGAGGUCCAGGAGACCAGUAGCGAUUCACCAUCCCGUAGUGUGCGCUCCAUGAAGCCGCCUGUCUUCCUCUCUCUCUCUCUCUCUUUCCUGUGCAGCCUGGUCUGACGUGGCCUUUUUCAUUCUCACUGGAGACAGCCACACCUGGGUGCACUCGGCCCUCCCUCCCCCCUGGGAUUUUGAUAUUUUAAUUUCUAUCUGUUUUGUUUCUUCUGGUUUCCAGAUUAUUCCUUGAGGAUAAGGCAUGUCUGCAUUUGCUGGGAAGUAGCUUCGUCUACAGAACUGGGUGGGUGGGCACAUAUGCGUUGUGUGUGUAUGUGUGUACAUAUAGAGAGAGCGAGGGAGAUAAAAACAUACAUAUAUAUAGACACAGACAAUGCCUGAGUUGUACCAAUCUGACAUUUCCGCAGGCUGCCGAGGAACAGAUGAAAGCUGCGAGGGGGGGAGGGACUCUUUUUAUCUGUGCUUGCAAACCCUUUUGGACUAGUUUUCAGAGCCAUCAAGGACUUAUUAAAGCGGCAUCCUACA